AUGACAAAGCGUAUGAGAGCACACAAGGUUGAAGAUCCAGCAGUGAUGAACUUGGUUGACACAAUGUACGCUAGUCAUGUCCCCUACCCCAACGUUAUGUGUGUCCUACGAAACAUUGCGGGUGGAGCUGAGAAUCUGCAUUUGACUGAGAGGGACAUCCAGAAUAGGCGAGCUGCGCAUGUUAGAGAAGAACGAAUGGAUGAUAUACCAAAGUUGCUGGCCAUCUUUAGAGAGUGUAAAACCAAUAAUCCAGAAUUCUUUUGUGAGUUCCAACUUGAUGAGAAGAAUGUUGUGAAGAAUGUGUUUUGGAGCCACGCCAGUCAGCAGGGUGACUAUGCAGAUUACUCUGGUGUGGUUACAUUCGACACAACAUAUCGAACAAAUCAAUAUAGCAUGCCUCUGGCUAUGUUUGUUGGAUUCAACAACAAAUUGCAAAAUGUCGUUUUUGGGCAAGCAUUACUGAGAGAUGAGAGAGCAGAUACAUUUGACUGGUUGUUUAGGCAAUUUAGAGCUUGUAUGGUGGGCAAGGAUCCUGUUGGUAUCUUCACUAGACUAUCUGAUACUUUGACAUCUAUUGUAAAUCAUCCUCUUAGACCAGUUGAGUUUGAGGAAGCAUGGGCUGCGAUGCUUGAUAAAUAUGCAGUUCAUGAGUCUAAGGUGCUGAUGAAUUUAUAUGAUGAGAGGCAAAUGUGGAUAGGUGCAUACUUCAAGGAUAUAUUAUGUGGCAUGAUGACUUCAAUGCAGAGGAGUGAGAGUGUAAAUUCUGCCGUUAAGCAUUGUUAUUGUGACAAUUCAAUAGCAAUACAUGAAUUUGUCAAGUCUUUUCUGGAGCUUUUGGCAGACAAUAAGGAGAAUGAGGCAAAGGAGGAGUUCAAUUCUCAGGCCCCGGUUGUUACAUCAACAUUUUAUGGCAUUGACAAUCAGUUGAGUAGAGUGUACACCAGUGUUGUGUACAAGGCUGUAGUGAAUGAGAAAAUUCCUGAGGAAUCAGAAUUCAAUUGUGAGUGCAUGAGGAUUGAGCACACAGGCAUGUUUUGCCCGCAUCUUUUGUGUGUGCUUACAAACCUACAAAUGGCGCAUAUCCCGUCCCGGUAUAUCCCCAAAAGAUGGGGACACUACAGCAAGCCGCAUGCUGGAGUUGAUUCCUGA
This is a messenger RNA of Panicum virgatum (switchgrass), 1149 nucleotides long. Its product is annotated as protein FAR1-RELATED SEQUENCE 5-like. Gene Ontology annotation, molecular function: zinc ion binding. The record is from RefSeq and is a predicted model, not a curated record. The coding region runs from base 1 to 1149 and encodes 382 amino acids. Lineage: Eukaryota; Viridiplantae; Streptophyta; Magnoliopsida; Poales; Poaceae. Gene Ontology annotation, biological process: regulation of DNA-templated transcription. The transcript has 8 exons.